AAGGAAACGACUUCAGCAAAAGACAGGAAGAGAACAGGAGGUGCAAAACAUGUAAAAACAUCGGCACUUCAGCAGAGUUUUCACUUUAGGAAUGUCACAGAUAAGCAGUCAGAGUGUCAGUACUGGGUGUGUAAGAGAUGGAGAUUUGCCACCAAUUCUGAAAGAGGAGCAGGAAGAUGAGACGUACAUACCAAACAAGUGUGACACCUCAAUCCAUUCUAAAGAAACCUCACCCUUUCAGAGUGCCAAUAAAACGACACACACACAUCUUCCUCUGCUAGAGCGUCAGAGUCCUCAGCCAACCCAAAAUAGACCAUCUGUGCUCUGUUCCACCUCUCUGCUACCUCUGGAACACAACAGUUUUUCUCAGCUUUCACCUAAAAAGUGUGACUCAGCAUUUAAAAGUAGCAGAAAGGAGAAAGAAUACAGUUCUACUCAAAAAACUGAUCUGCCCAAAACCCCCAGUACUCAUACAAACAGUAUUAUCCAGUCCACCGUGAUAAGCUCUCUGUUGGUCAAUGGACGAUGUCGUUGGCCUGAUUGUGAUGAAGCCUUCAAAGAGUAUUCUGUUUUCCUGAAACACCUAAACAAUGGGCACAGCUGGGGAGAAAAAACAAUUGCACAGUGGAGGGUGCAGGAAGAAAGAGUGCGCCAGAUGGAGAGUCAGCUUGUACAGGAAAGACAGAAGCUCCAUGCCAUGCAGCUCCAUCUACAAUUGACUGAACACCCAAGAGCAGCUCUAUGCUGGUGGAGUCCGCUGGCACUGCCUGCACCCCCAUCUGAGGAGCCAGAUGGAAGUGUAGAAUGGGCCAUCGAUGCCACAGGGCGCCACGAAUACUGGCCCUUAGCCACCCCCCACCUACCGACAGAUUUUAUGAACAGUAUGGAAUGCUACAAAUAUGUGAAUAUCAGACCUCCAUAUACUUAUGCUUUUCUUAUUAGAUGUUCAAUACUGGAGGCACCAGAUAAGCAGAGGGCCCUGAAUGAGAUCUACAGCUGGUUCAUUCAAAGAUUCUUUUACUUCCGUCACAACACUCCCACAUGGAAGAACGCGGUCCGUCAUAACCUCAGCCUUCAUAAGUGCUUUGUGCGAGUGGAUGGAGGAAAAGGCUCAGUGUGGACUGUGGAUGAGAAGGAGUUUCAGAAGAGAAAGGGCCAGAGGAUUAACAGGGAUACUUUGAAAUGGAUGAAUCAUUUGGCUCAUCCACCCAAAGUGACUUAAGCAUUCCUGACUGCAGGCACAGAGAAACCUUCUCACACAACAUUGGUCUAGUUUUAGUCAAGUUUAUUUUUUCAUUUAAGUGGAAUCUCUGACAAUAUCAUGGAUAUAGUCAAAUGUAUGGAGUAUUUCCAAGUAUAAAAUUGCAAUUUGUUAAUUUGCAGUUGUUAAAUCCACUUUUAUACAUUUUGCUAAAUUUCAAGCAUGAAAUAAUCCUGUUUUACUAACAGAACAUUUUUUUAUUUUAAGCAUUUAUUUGUAGAAAAAAUAAAACUUAUAUGGCCGUGGAAUAAGACUAUUUGAAGCUAAAUAUGCUCAUAUUAAAGUUAUAUUUUUUACUUGCUAAGAUGUCGUUUUGUAUUCUGGUUUUUUUUUUUAUUCAUUAUUGGUGAAUGUUAGAAUAAGAGAUAUUCUCCAAAAAAAGCCAUAAGUAAAACUUGUAAUUUUGUGAUGUAAUGAUUAGAUUUGUUUAUAUUUAUUGGUCAGUUUUGCAUUAUGUUCACAUACUGACAAUUAAACAGCAAGAUUACA
Messenger RNA from Silurus meridionalis, 1750 nucleotides. RefSeq names its product forkhead box P3b (gene foxp3b). The coding region runs from base 92 to 1222 and encodes 376 amino acids. NCBI's taxonomy places the organism in Eukaryota, Metazoa, Chordata, Actinopteri, Siluriformes, Siluridae. The transcript has 13 exons. Gene Ontology annotation, molecular function: DNA-binding transcription repressor activity, RNA polymerase II-specific; RNA polymerase II cis-regulatory region sequence-specific DNA binding. Gene Ontology annotation, cellular component: nucleus. The record is from RefSeq and is a predicted model, not a curated record. Gene Ontology annotation, biological process: regulation of transcription by RNA polymerase II.